UGACGCCAUCACGCACAGCAGUUUGUGUUACCUCAGAGACGAGCCUGUUAAUGGAGUCAAGCGGUCAAUGCGAUACUAUUAGUGACUAAACGAGGCCGUAGCAGAUGUAAAAGGGGAUUUUUCUUACCUUAAAUAGUGUAUGGUCGCAGGUAGAUGCUGUAUAGACUGUCACGACCGCGAGGGGAUAGUUUUAUAGCUUAAUUAUUGGCUCGUUUUGCAGCUGAGUCUCCGUGUCAACACAAAGGCCCUGUGGUAGCUAGCUAGUUAGCUUCAGGUAGCCUUCCUUCCACAGCUGCAGCACAGCAACAGGCCGUUUUAAUGUUUUAUUUGUAACGCAGUUAAUCUCCUCUGCCAAACAAGACAGUCUUUUUUGCUUUUCUACGAUCAUGGCGGACCAGGGCGCAGUGGUUAUGCAGCAGAAUCUGGACAGGAGCUGCUGGGUGUGCUUCGCCACAGACGAGGACGACCGCACAGCAGAGUGGGUGCGCCCGUGUCGCUGCCGCGGCUCUACCAAGUGGGUUCACCAGGCCUGCCUGCAGCGCUGGGUGGACGAGAAGCAACGGGGCAACAGCACGGCACGCGUGGCCUGCCCACAAUGCAACGCAGAAUACCUCAUCGUCUUUCCCAAACUGGGUCCCGUGGUCUACGUGCUGGACCUGGCCGACCGGCUCAUCUCUAAGGCCGGCCCCUUCGCUGCUGCGGGCAUCAUGGUGGGCUCCAUCUACUGGACCGCAGUCACCUAUGGAGCUGUCACUGUCAUGCAGGUGGUGGGCCAUAAGGAGGGCCUGGACGUUAUGGAGCGAGCCGACCCCCUGUUCCUGCUCAUUGGCCUGCCCACCAUCCCCGUCAUGCUGAUCCUCGGCAAGAUGAUCCGCUGGGAGGACUACGUCCUGCGUCUGUGGAGGAAGUACUGUAACAAGCUGCAGAUCCUCAACAGUAUCUUCCCAGGGCUUGGCUGCCCAGUUCCUCGCAUACCGGCAGAGGCCAGCCCCCUGGCGGACCAUGUGUCGGCAACGCGGAUCCUGUGUGGAGCUCUGGUCUUCCCCACCAUCGCCACCAUCGUGGGGAAGCUCAUGUUCAGCAGCGUCAACUCCAACCUGCAGAGGACCAUCCUGGGAGGUAUCGCCUUUGUUGCCAUCAAGGGGGCGUUUAAGGUCUACUUCAAACAGCAGCAGUACCUGAGGCAAGCCCACCGCAAGAUCCUCAAUUUCCCCGAGCAGGAGGAAGCCUGAGGAGAAUCCUGCAGUCCUGACGGAGGACAGCCGGACAAAACCACACACCUCUGCCGGAGGGGUGAGGAUAUGAACUGUCAGACUCAGAGCAGGAAGUGCCGGUGAAACAGACUUAUGAUCAGUGUCACCCUUACCACCCACUCCUCCCUACACCUCACCCUUUCUGGUCGCUGACAUCCAUGCAAGGAUCCCCACCACCACCACCACACAUUGUUUUUAAACUUUUGACGCUUUCGUAAGGUGAAGACGGAUAAGACUACGCACACAGACUGGAGCAUGUUUUUGCAGUCGGUGUACAGUUACACACACAUUAACACACAGAACAAGGACUCGUGCUGUGUGACCGUCGGGUGGACGUGCUUCAACAACCACAUAAACUAACAAUUAUUGUAAACUUAACCGUAUUUUAAAGAUAAAAAAAAUGCGGGGGGGAUGUGUAAUUAGAGUUUUAUAAUAAUAAUAAUAAUAAUAAUAAAUGAUUGUUUUAUAAUGUUUAUUUUGCAGAUUUGAAAAGGCCCCCUUUGCCAAUGUUAGGGGUUUAUAUUGAAUGAGGAAUGAUGUUCAGUGUGUAGAAAGUAUUAAUGAUGAAACAAUAAAAUGUGUUGAGAAUUAUGAGGCAGUACAUUAACCACAACCAGGAAGCAUUUAAGAUUCAACUUGUCUCACCUGUUGAGGUUUAAUCUUAAUGCCACUGUAAAGAGAACUACCGAAAACCUUUGGCCACACAUAGGAACCUUUAGACCCUGCAUUAUUUGAGGGGUGUUUAAUUAUUUUUGUCCACAUGCCUUGGCAGUGUUUACGUUGAUUGUCUGUAGCUUUAUCUCCAUUUUACAAAACGCCUGUAUGUGAUGUGUUUCAAAGCCUCAUCGUCCAUCACAGCGCCCCAGGUUUGGUUUAGCCUGUUGCCAUGGUGAGACCGUCUCCACCAGAUGGGUGGAUGGAUUAAUAGAGGAGCGUUUUGCAGUGACAGGAUGUCGGACUAGAAGCUUCAGGUGACUCUCACGUGACAUUUGACGCAGAACUUCUCACUGGGAGAUGUAAAGCUUUACUGACUAACAUUUCAGUGUGGACUUUUAUUUAAGCUACAAUUCCACUUCUUCUUUUUCCCUCAACAUGUGACGAUCGAACUGUUGUGUUGCCUGAACCGUAGCUCAGGUCAGACUGCGGUUCUGAGGUAAUUACCAUGCAGACGUAAGUGAAACUUGGACACCGGUAGUUGAAAACGAGUCACCGGGUGGUUGAUUUCCCCAAGAGUCUUGCCAAAAUGUCAAAGGGUCAGUUCAACAAAAUGACAAAAGCUAGAGGUAUCUAGCUACGAAGAUAGUUGGGGAUAAAUAUACCAGGUUUUUUUUAGUUUUUAUUCCUGCCUACAACUGAAUUGCCUUUACAAAAAAAAAAAUGUUUCAAGUGUAGUGUAAUUUGCGACCGUUUCUUUAGUAGAAAAUAAAACGUUUAAAGAAAGUCUUUGGGACAUUGUUUCUCAAAAGACCCAGAAUUAUGUUCUUACAAAAUAAGUGUAUUGAAGUGGUGAUGGAAAUCUCAAAACCUGGAUAAACAAAUUACUGUAUCUGCAUGAGGUAUGUGUGAAAAUAAGUCUUUAAAAUUUCAGUUAACACGACCGUAAAUGUUUUAAAUCAUUGGGCACACGAAGCGAUUAACAAUGUCACUUAAUUUGUCCAAUAGCGGAGAACUAAGCCCUUAAGUUACUUUUUUUUUUCCUCACAAAAGGAGGCAGGAAACAUCGGUACGUGACUUCCUGCGACUGUGAAAAGGUGUGACGUAUAAGCCGACCACUUGGAAUAUUUAACCUGCACAUAUAAACUGUGCCUGCUUUAUAGAUGUGUACUACUAGAACCAGCGAACCACAGCUUCCCCAGUAGAUUCACUGUCAAGUCUCCACUCUGCCAAAAGAGACGUUGAAGUCUGUGUUGUACAGAUGUUGCGUCUGAGUUUUAGAGUUCUAUGGUAUCCGUUCUGUGAAUAAAUGUAUUUUUCCAAUG
This is a messenger RNA of Sebastes umbrosus (honeycomb rockfish), 3232 nucleotides long. RefSeq names its product membrane-associated ring finger (C3HC4) 5 (gene marchf5). The record is from RefSeq and is a predicted model, not a curated record. The coding region runs from base 387 to 1232 and encodes 281 amino acids. NCBI's taxonomy places the organism in Eukaryota, Metazoa, Chordata, Actinopteri, Perciformes, Sebastidae. Gene Ontology annotation, molecular function: zinc ion binding. The transcript is spliced from 6 exons.